Messenger RNA from Oppiella nova, 303 nucleotides. Lineage: Eukaryota; Metazoa; Arthropoda; Arachnida; Sarcoptiformes; Oppiidae. The record is from the annotation of a GenBank genome assembly.
AUGAAACGAAUGGCCUCUAAGUUGUCAAUGAAAAUCGUGCUCAAAAUGAUUAUCUAUCGAGAAAAUGGGCUAAUCUUUGUUAUUAACAACUUUGCCAACAUGACGGCACUGAACCUCAAGGACAUGGAGGAGAAAGAGAAGAUAAUCUUCAUUAUAAAAGUGAAUGGUUGCGGCGAUCGAUUGGAAAUUAUUUACUUUUGUUUCUCUGUCUUGUAUUGUAUUCACGACAAGAAGCCGGAGCUGAUGAUCAACAAAGCCAUGACAGCUCAAGAACUUCAGUUUCGAAAGGAGUGUCGCGUAUAA